AUGAGAGAAGGCCUGGAUAUCCCCUCCUUCGGGUACCUCCCAUUCGACCAUUUCGUCGUAGUAAGCCCCCUUUCCCUAGAACAUAUCUAUGACAACAAGUUUAUACCUAGCUCUCCAACUCUAGGCAAACUGGGAUGCCGCGUCCCCGCUCUCCAAAAACGAGCAGAAAAGAAGCCUUAUCGAGAAAUGGAUCGCGCUGGGAAUAUACGGACGAAACGUAGCUAUCUACCUACCACCAUCUAUCCAUUGAACGAACCCCACCCACUAACCAACAAACCCCAGGACUACGUCCUUGCUAUGUUCGACGACGACAUCAUGGAGCAACUCAUCGACCAUCCCCCCACCGGGGUACCGCAAGACCUCCUUUCGGAGAAUGACCGCGCCAGAAGCGGCUUGAUCACCUCCACGCUGUGGAUCCGGACCUGGUUCGGCGAUCCUACAGAUAAGACGAGCCAAGAAGCCGCAGAUACGGCGUACGCCCGACUCCGGAAGGAAGUCCUACAGCGGGGGGACGAGAACAACAACAUUUACUGUAUGUUCGAGGAGUUCAUCUUCGAGGACCGGCAGGAACUGAGCGCGGAUGCCCAGCGGGGUGAGGAUAUUGUCGGGGGCGUUGCGGUCGGCCGUCCUGGCUCUGUACCGGGGUAUCUGAUUGCAGCGCAAAUGCACUUGGCCGACCUGUUUGAUGGAACGUCGGAUAGGCCUUGGCGACAUUUUACGGGGGAGGAGCGGGCCGAGUCGCUGGCGGAGAGUGAUCGGACACAGAGUGCGCUGGUUGUUGUUGCGGAUCGGAAGGCCUGCGAGGAGGGCUGGGUGCUGGUCCUGGCGGUAAAUCAUCGGGGAGAGAUUCUUCCCUUUAGGGUGCGUGAGCGGGCCAAGGAGGCGGCGAAACUUAUGUCCAAUUGGGAUGACGAGGUUCCUUUGGCGGACAUAGUGGAUGACGAGGAUGAAGAUGUGGAGUGUUACUUAGGGGAAGGGGAUGGGUGGGAGUCACAAUAA
Messenger RNA from Aspergillus affinis, 999 nucleotides. RefSeq lists its product as uncharacterized. The record is from RefSeq and is a predicted model, not a curated record. NCBI's taxonomy places the organism in Eukaryota, Fungi, Ascomycota, Eurotiomycetes, Eurotiales, Aspergillaceae. The transcript has a single exon. The coding region runs from base 1 to 999 and encodes 332 amino acids.